AUGGAUGAAGCUGUAAGAGGGAUGUCAGACAUUCUGGAGAAGAAGGAACGUGAGCCUUACGUUACCUUUUCUCACUGGGAUACUCCGCAAGCUUUAGAAGAUAAAUAUGUUGGUUUCUUAAGUCCUAAAAUAGUCGUUCAAGGUUAUGACAUGGGCACCAUGGUGGCCGGUAGAAUUUCUACCGUUGUGAAUGAUCCCCACCAACCCAAAAACACUGGUGCCACUGAAGUUUAUACAGUCAGGCACAGGGAUGGCAAUGGGCCGGGCAGACUGGGUAGGAUAUCCAUUUUGCACCCGUCCACUGCUAUCCCUAGUCAGGCAUCAUUUAUUGCUUGCUCAUGCAGCAGCAAGAAAAGUAUACAAGGAAAAUAUCAGGCAUGUCAAGGCGGAAAGAUCGGAAUAACACUUGUUUCUCAUUGGUUUGAGCCUUACUCAAGUAGUGAAGCAGAUCAGAUUGCAACGAAAAGAAACCUUGACUUCAUGCUUGGGUGGGUUAAGGAUCCCGUAACCAAUGAUGACUAUCCACGUAACAUGCAUGAUUUUGUUGGAGGAAGAUUGCCAAAAUUCACUAGUGAGGAAUCUAAGAUGCUGAAAGGAUCUUAUGACUUUUUUGGACUUAAUUACUAUACAACAUAUUAUGCUCAAAAUAUUGAUGCUAACUUUCAGAGCGUUAGAUUUAUGUCAGAUGCUAGUGCUAAUCGGACAGAUAGAGAAAUAGAAUUCCAACAGGCUCACAUACGGGUGGGCGUUGAUGAUGCAAACAACAAUGCUUCAUCUCUAGAGGAAGCUCUCAAUGAUCUGAGCAUGGUGUCGACGCUAAGAGGUUUUUUGCUUGGUCAUUUAUGGACAAAUUCGAAUGGGGAAGUGGUUACGCCGUGA
Molecule: messenger RNA, 879 nt
Organism: Dovyalis caffra
Lineage: Eukaryota; Viridiplantae; Streptophyta; Magnoliopsida; Malpighiales; Salicaceae
Source: the annotation of a GenBank genome assembly